AUCGUGCCCCACCAAACUACGAGACUUUGGAUCGGCUCAGGCAAUGUGACUCGAACGGUGCAGCCCGCAAAAAUUCAACAAGUGCAAAUGGGUGAGACUCGUUCACCUGGCUCACGUCGACACCUUUCUUCGCCAACCGAACCGUUCAGCUUAGGGACCCGCUCUUGAAAGGCGUCUCUGCUCGAUCAAGCGCGCUACGAACUCUGGCGAUGAAUACUACCUCAAGCUCACGUUUGAGCUAGCACGACCUGCCUGCAUCUCAAACCACCAAGAGGAAGACCCCUCAACCACAUCGACGCGAUUGCGAUUGCGACAAGAUGGCCACCAUGACGGAAACCGCGACAAAGGACGAGGGUGACGCGGCGCCUGUCAAGCGUCAAGUUGUCGACAAGUUGCCUAAGCGCUUCAAGCAGCUCAAAUUCGGUAUUCAGUCAAAUCAGGAUAUCGUCAACCAGGCCGUCGUCGAAGUGUCUGACAGAAACAUGUACGACGUCGAGGCUGGACGCGAGCCCACUAAAAAUGGGGUUCUCGACAAGCGCCUCGGCAUUUCUGGCAAGACGGCGCAAUGCGUCACUUGCGAAAUGAAGUUGCAAGACUGCCCCGGCCAUUUUGGGCAUGUUCGACUACCUCUGCCCGCCUUUCACAUUGGCUACAUCCGUUUCACCAUGAUGGUGCUGCAGGAGAUAUGCAAAAAUUGUUCGAGGGUUCUUUUGCCCGAGGCGGAACGUCGGUCAUUUCUCAAGCAACUGAGACAACCUGGAAUGGACAAUAUGCGCCGAACCGCCAUUCUGAAGAAGAUCAAUGAGACUUGUAGAAAGUGCAAGUCAUGCCCUUAUUGUGGUGACGUUAAUGGUCAGAUCCGAAAGGCUGGAGCGCUCAAGCUCGUCCACGACAAGUUUGUAACAUUCAACAAGUCGACGUCUCAGAAGAAGAUGACACCCCAAGCCAAGAUUGACUUCGACAACUCCUUCGCCGAGGCCAAGAAGCACAACACAGAUCUGGAUAAGCACGUGCGCAAGGCUAUGGAAGAUCUAAACCCCCUGAGAGUCUUGAAUCUCUUCAAGCAAGUCAGUGCCACCGAUUGUGAACUUUUGGGUCUCGAUCCGGUUGAGGGCAGACCGGAAAUGUUUCUGUGGCAGUACCUCCCCGCCCCCCCUGUCUGCAUUCGUCCUUCCGUCGCUCAAGAGGGAGCAAGCAAUGAGGAUGAUCUGACAUCACGACUCGGAGAUAUCGUGUGGGCUUGCAGUCUGAUCCGCACCGCGCUGCAGAAAGGAACUGGCCUGCAAACAAUCAUGGAGCAAUGGGAGUUCCUUCAACUUCAGAUCGCGGUCUACGUGAACAGCGAUGUACCCGGGUUACAGAACAGUGGAGUAGGAAAAACCAUGAGAGGCUUCUGCCAACGAUUGAAAGGAAAGCAAGGUCGUUUUCGCGGCAAUCUAUCAGGAAAACGUGUCGACUUCUCCGGCCGAACCGUUAUUUCCCCCGAUCCCAACCUAGGAAUCGACGAGGUGGCAGUGCCCGUGCUCGUUGCUAUGAACAUGACCUACCCGGAAAGGGUCCAGAGAGAAAACAUAGCCAAGUUGAGACAGUGUGUGAUCAACGGGCCAAAGACUUAUCCAGGCGCACAGCAAGUGAUAAAGCAGGAUGGGGACGAAACGUACAAGGUGUCUUUGAGAUUUGGAGACAAGAAAAGAGUGGCUGAGAGCUUGCGCUUCGGCGACGUCGUCGAGCGUCACUUGGAAGACGGCGACAUUGCGCUGUUUAACCGUCAACCUUCGCUGCAUAGACUCAGUAUCAUGAGCCAUCUCGUCAAAGUGAGACCUUGGCGAACAUUCCGCCUCAAUGAAUGUGUCUGCGGCCCAUACAACGCUGAUUUUGAUGGUGAUGAGAUGAACCUCCAUAUUCCACAGACAGAAGAAGCUCGUGCCGAGGCCAUCAACCUGAUGGGGGUAAAGCACAACCUACAAACACCCAAGAAUGGCGAGCCCAUCAUUGCUGCCACGCAGGAUUUCAUCACUGCAGCAUACAUCCUGAGCGGCAAAGACGUUUUCUUCGACCGUAAGACUUUCACAUACGUCUGUAUGCAUAUGAUGGUGGAUGGGGAAACCCACCUGGAUCUACCCCCACCCGCCAUUUUCAAGCCUCAAAGACUGUGGACUGGGAAGCAGGUCUUCAGCGUGUUGAUGCGACCCAACAAGGCGUCUCCCGUCAAGAUUAACCUAGACGCUAAGUGUAGAGAAUUCGUGGCACCGAACAAAUCCUCCUCGGACCCGAGAGAGGCAAAUCGAGCCCCUGACAUGUGUCCACGCGACGGCUGGCUCGUAGUCCGCAAUUCCGAGGUCAUGUGCGGCCGAAUGGACAAAUCCACAGUAGGGUCGGGUAAGAAGGAUUCGAUUUUUUACGUCAUCAUGAGAGAUUUCGGACCGGAUGCCGCAGUCGUCGCGAUGAACCGCCUCGCCAAACUAUGCGCAAGAACGUUGACAAACCAGGGGUUCUCGAUUGGUAUCGGUGAUGUGUUCCCUACAGCAACCUUGACAGCGGAGAAAGAAGUACUGGUGAAAAAUGCUGUUCUCAAGACGGACGAGCUCAUCAACAAGUACAACGAAAAGAAAUUGGAGAAGGCGGCAGGAUGCUCUUUGGAAGAGACCCUGGAGAACAGUAUCUCUGGAACUCUGAGUAAAGUUCGUCAAAACGCCGGAGAUUACUGUAUCAAGACUUUGAGCCCGAACAACGCACCAUGGAUCAUGGCAUCGUCAGGAUCUAAAGGUUCGAACAUCAACGUCGCCCAGAUGAUUGCGCUCGUGGGGCAGCAGAUUAUUGGAGGGUCGCGUGUUGCUGAUGGAUUCCAAGAUCGAACACUUCAUCAUUUCCAUAAGCUCGCUCGUCAACCUGCCGCGAAGGGAUUCGUUGCAAACAGUUUCUACACCGGCCUGAGACCGACCGAGUUUAUAUUCCACGCCAUGUCUGGCCGCGAGGGUCUAGUCGAUACAGCGGUCAAAACGGCAGAGACUGGAUACAUGUCGCGACGUCUCAUGAAGUCACUCGAGGAUCUCUCCACUCAGUAUGACGAUACGGUGCGUACUUCUGGAGGUGGCGUGGUGCAAUUCCAGUUCGGCGCCGACAAGCUAGAUCCCCUUGAUAUGGAGGGUACGGCGGUUCCGGUCAACUUCAAUCGGACUCUCUCGCAUGCGGAGAAUAUCACAUGGAGUAAUGAAGACCGAGCUCUGCUGCCUUUCGAGAUUCUGGAGAUGUGCAACGAUAUGCUCGACAAGGAGCGAGCGCGCUACGAGAGGAAGGGUCUUCUCCAUGGAGAACCACUCUCGUAUGACGACCAGACUGACUAUGGUAUUGAUGAGCAUGAGAGUAGUCGAGGUUUCUUGGCAACAAUCGAGGCUCAUUGUAUCAAUCUAGCCCGCAAGUUGGCUGAAACGAGGAAGAGCGUCGGCCUCAAGGAGUAUUACACCAAGCCAGACGUAAGCGCCGGCACUAUUGACGAAGAGGAGAGAGGAAAAGCUGAAAAAACAUACACGGAAAGAGUUGCUAAAGUUUCCGAACCCACUCUCCGGGCCUUCAUCACGUUGUGCCUGGAGAAGUUCAAGAAGGCGCAUGUCGAACCUGGGCAUGCUGUCGGAGCCGUCGGUGCGCAGUCUAUCGGCGAGCCCGGUACUCAAAUGACACUGAAGACUUUCCAUUUUGCUGGUGUCGCUGGUAUGAGUAUGACGCAAGGUGUACCCCGUAUCAAAGAAAUCAUCAACGCAUCGAAGACCAUCAGCACCCCGAUCAUUAGUUGCCCGCUGGAGAACAAAACGCAAAUUGAGGCGGCGCGCGUUGUGAAGGGUCGCAUUGAGAAAACGUACAUUGAAGACGUGCUUCGAUAUAUCGAAGACGAGUGGGAGUCGAACCGCGCUUAUAUCACUCUUGCCAUUGAUACCGAAGCUCUUGAAAGCAUGCAUCUUGGUAUCGGCAUCUACGAUAUCAAGACUGCCAUUGUCAAGGCUAAGAAAUUGAAAAUCUUACCUGGUGAUCUUCGCGUCUAUCCGGUAGAUGGAACCAUCGAGAUUUCGGUGCACAACCCUGAGGAUUCCGCUGCGAAGCGAACCGUGAGAAGCAAGGUCGCAACUGUAGAGACCAAAGCUGAUUUGCUCACUCGGGUGAGUCACCUGAAACGCGUUCUCCCAAGCGUACCUAUCUCUGGGUAUCCCGAGGCUUUUCGAGCCAUCAUCCAGACCGAUGAAAAACUACUCAACACUGUCCUGGUGGAAGGCUAUGGACUCCGCGACUGCAUGAAUACAGAAGGAGUGGUCGGCACUGAGGUGUGGUCGAAUUCCGUGAUGGAAACCAAGGACAUCCUUGGCAUUGAGGCGGCACGCACCACAAUCGCACAGGAAAUCAACGCAGUCAUGGGUGAAAUGGACAUCGACCCGCGGCAUAUGCAGCUUCUUGCCGACGUCAUGACAUACAAGGGCGAGGUGCUCGGCAUCACACGUUUCGGCCUCUCCAAGAUGCGUGACUCGGUGCUGCAGUUAGCGUCAUUCGAGAAGACGCCUGACCAUUUGUUUGAGGCGGCGGCCGGCAUGAAGGCUGACCGGAUUGAGGGCGUCUCGGAAUGCAUCAUCAUGGGCCAGACAAUGAGUGUUGGUACUGGCGCGUUCCAGGUUGUGAGACGAUUAGGCUUGGAGGAUAAGGACUUUAAGAAGGAGCGUACAACAUUCGAGGAUGCCUGGGGCGAGGAGCAGAAGGAACGCAAGAAGCGAAAGGCUUAAAAGGACACGCAGGAGGUUCCUAAUCGGCUCCAGUAACGGCAAAAAAGAAAAGUGAACGGAUAUAGCAUUGGCGUUGGGGCAUCUGAAGUUAUUGCUUUCCGAAUCGAAGGCCUGACUUCACAAAGUGCCAUGUGUAGCUUGGGGAAGAAUAUUGCUCCGACCUUUAAUAAGUAAGGUAAUGAGUGUCUCGGACACCUAUCUUGUUGAAACAGUCAAGCCCCUGAUCCCUCGCAUAAAUAUAAUGAAGAAACUACUGUACCCUUG
Pseudomassariella vexata is the source of this 5027-nucleotide messenger RNA. RefSeq names its product RNA polymerase Rpb1. Gene Ontology annotation, molecular function: DNA binding; DNA-directed RNA polymerase activity. Bases 318 to 4763 code for a protein of 1481 amino acids. The record is from RefSeq and is a predicted model, not a curated record. Lineage: Eukaryota; Fungi; Ascomycota; Sordariomycetes; Amphisphaeriales; Pseudomassariaceae. The transcript is spliced from 2 exons. Gene Ontology annotation, biological process: DNA-templated transcription.